Molecule: messenger RNA, 2259 nt
Organism: Closterium sp. NIES-65
Lineage: Eukaryota; Viridiplantae; Streptophyta; Zygnematophyceae; Desmidiales; Closteriaceae
Source: the annotation of a GenBank genome assembly
AUGUCAAUCGCGAAGAUGUUUUCUCUGCGGCGAAGCGAUCGACUGGACCCUCGCAGCGCGACGGCAUUCGCCCGCGUCCUCUUUAUAAGCCUGCUUGCUCUUACUCUAUCGGGGGCGGCGGCGGCGGGCGCAGCAGCAGCCGGUUGCGAGGCGUCGACCCUGUCGGGUUACCAGCAUAUGCGAGACCUCACGGGGCAAGGGUUCAUUCUCCACUGGUCGCUCGCGACUCCCAGCCGACUCGACAUCGCGGUCGAGGCGAAGCCGGGGAGCGGCGCGGAGAACGGAUGGAUCUCCGUGGGGUGGUCCGCGAACGGGAAAAUGGCUCCCGCGGACGCCGUCAUUGGUAACCUGCCGGGCGUCGCGGUCGGCGCGUACGACAUCAGCGGAUACGACGGAACGACCGUUGUCGCUUCGACGACCUUCAAGAUCUCCGGAGGGCUGCUGAGCAGCGCCAACGGACGCAGCACGAUCAUCAAGUUCUCGCGCUCCCAGGGCGACGGAGGGAGCGCCCCGCUCGUCCUCACAGGUCCAGCCACCAACACCAUCAUCUGGGGCUACUCCGCUGCUGCCAGCAAGGCUCUGGACUACCAUGGCACCUUCCAAGGCUCGGCUAAGAUCAGCUUCAACUGCGGCGGCGGCAACUCCACCGCCACCACCCCUGUCCCUACUCCGGCAACACCCACUCCUGCUCCUGGUAGCACUGGUGCUGGUGGCGCUGGUGGCAGCACCAGCGGCGGCACUAGCAGCGGCAGCGGCAGUGGUAGUAGCAGCAGUGGCGCGGCUAAUUUGCCGGCGUGUGAUGCGUCCACGCUGGCAGGAUACGAGCAUUCCAAGGACCUCACGGGGAAAGGGUUCCUCCUCCACUGGACGCUCACCCCUGCCGGCCAGCUGGACAUGGCACUAGAAGCCAAACCGGCCAGUGGCGCCAACAAGGGGUGGAUUUCGCUGGGUUGGUCGGCGGCCGGCAAGAUGUACCCUGCAGAUACGGUCAUUGGGAAUCUCCCGGAUGGGUCCGUGGGCGCUUAUGACAUGAGCGGUUACGACGCGUCUGCUGUGCUUCCUUCGACCAAAUUCAAGAUCAGCAAGGCAUCGACGGUUGCUGCCAACGGCGGCAGCACCAUAAUCAAGUUCUCGCGCUCCAAGGGCGACGGAGGCAUCUCCCCGCUCGUCCUCACAGGUCCAGCCACCAACACCAUCAUCUGGAGCUACUCCGCUGAUGACAGCAAGGCUCUGGACUACCACGGCACCUUCCGUGGCUCCGCUAAGAUCAGCUUCAACUGCAACAGCAACGCCGCUCAGUGGCGACAGUUUCAUUCUCCACUGGAAGGCCAACGCCUCGACCAUCAGCUUCGCCUGCGAGGUGGCAACCACCGGGUGGCUACGGCGGUUGAGUCGGGGGCCAAAGGGAAGACGGUGGUAAAGUUUACCCGACAGCUGUCGGUUGGGUCGUUCCCUAUCAAUGCGAACGGCGUGACUAAGGUCAUCUGGGCUUACUCGGCUGAUGGCUCCCAGUCUCUCGCCAACCACAUGACCAACAGAGGCUCUGCGUCCAUCGAUUUCAUCUCUGGAAGCACAACGGUUUCGUCCACUGCACCGCCCUCAACCACUCUCUUAGUCGUCCACGCAUGGCUGCUCGGCAUUGCGUUCGGCAUCCUCAUGCCAGCUGCUAUUCUCAUCUCGCGAAUCUUCCUCGCCGAUAAGCUCCAGGAGCGUCCGCCUGGUGUGGACCACGACAAGUGGGAGGCGCAGGUUGCGCGCGCGAAAUCCUGGAAGCCGCUUGCGUUUGAGACGCACAAGUGGAUGCAGAUCACCGCGGUUGCGAUCGCUAUCGCGGGGUGUAUUAUCGUGUUUGUGCAAUCCGGCUCGGUGGGGCUGCAGAGCUCCCACGGACAGCUGGGUCUCGCGAUCUUUGUGCUGAUUUUCGUGCAGCCUAUGAUUGGUCACUUCCGGCCGAACAAGGGUACAGUGAAUCGGCCGACGUGGUUCGUCAUCCACUGGGUGCUCGGCAUUGGUAUUGUCGGACUCGCGUGGCUCAACACUUUCCUCGGAUUCGACAUCAUGCAGACAAAAUACUCGUUCAACCUCCAGUGGUGCUAUAUCAUCUUUGGGGUCACAGUUGGCCUUCUGGGAGCCAUCUACCUUGUCAUUUACAUCACGGAUCAGGUUGUCGCACUCAUUUCGAUGAUCCAAAAGGCAACAACCUCAAACGAGGAGAGGGAUGCAGGGAAGCAACUGGUGAUAAAUCAUGUACCAGUAUAG